This is a messenger RNA of Oxyura jamaicensis (ruddy duck), 4223 nucleotides long. RefSeq names its product transmembrane protein 240 (gene TMEM240). The record is from RefSeq and is a predicted model, not a curated record. Lineage: Eukaryota; Metazoa; Chordata; Aves; Anseriformes; Anatidae. Bases 592 to 1041 code for a protein of 149 amino acids. The transcript has 4 exons.
AGAGGAUGCAAUGAGGCUCCCCCGGACUGGGUGAUUUUUGCAGCUUGCCUCCUCCUCCCCCAGCCUCCCCCCGGCUCCGGCUGGCUGGCUCUCCAGUUGCUGCAUGAAGGGCUGUGCUUGUGCCCGUUCCCGGAGCCGUGGCGCACCUCCCUCGGCUGCGCGGGGGAAGCGGAUUUGGGAUUCUUAUUCUCCUCAGCCUUAUUUAUUAUCAUUUAUUUUUGCCUGUCCCGUUCGUCCUAGGAAAAAAAUAAUAAUAAUAAAUAUAUAUAUAUAAUAAAAAAAAAAAAGGAAAAGCAAUCGGGCAGGGCGAGGGAGCCCCGGGGGAGUGGGGGGUGUGCGGGGGGCUCCCCGCAGCCCCGCCGCCCCCCGCCGCACCGCAGCGAGCGCGAUGCACCCAGGGCUGCGCGCUGCGGAAUAGCGCGGCCGCCGCUCGCCCUCCGCGGGCUGGGGGCGGACGGACCCGACCGCCGGCAAUUCCCCCUUGAUGUCCAUGAAUGCAAACACCAUGAUUUUCAUGAUCCUGGGCGCCUCUAUCGUUAUGAGUUGACCAGAUGCCUUGGUUAUGGGCUCUUACAGGCAAUAGCUUGCUUGAUGGACAUGAAUGCGUUGCUGGACAGAUUUCACAAUUACAUCCUACCGCAUCUCAGAGGGGAAGACCGAGUUUGUCACUGCAACUGUGGAAGGCAUCACGUCCAUUACGUUAUUCCGUAUGAUGGGGAUCAGUCAGUGGUGGACUCCUCCGAGAAUUACUUUGUGACUGACAAUGUAACCAAGCAAGAGAUUGAUCUGAUGCUGGGACUUUUGCUGGGCUUUUGUAUAAGCUGGUUUCUGGUCUGGAUGGAUGGGGUUCUCCACUACGCGGUGCGAGCCUGGAGAACCAGCCGGCGGUAUGACAAUUCCUGGUCUUGGAUUCCAAAAUUUUGUAACUUAAAGGAGUUCAGAAAACGUCACCACAGGCAGUACGAGGAGGCGACUGGGAACAUGGUGCACAUCAAACAGAAGCUGUACCAUAACGGGCACCCCAGCCCACGGCACCUCUGAGGAAUGCCUUCUCCUCCAGAGACUGCAGUGAGGUUUUAAAGAGGACUUUGCUCUUCUUCCAGGGGAACAGCUCCUAGUUUGCUCCUCUGUGGAAGCCAGCCGAGGACAUAAUUUUAUUUAUCCAUUCUGUGUGUCCCUGCGGCGCGCCACGAUGCACAACUAAGCCAGUCCUGGAUGCUACGCAGCCAAGACAUUGCACUGUGUUCCACAUUUUAUUGUCAGACUUGUGUAUAUAUGUAAAAAGCAGACAAACAAAAACAAACAAACAAAAAAAAAACAACAACAACGAGAAAAGAAAUUUGCAUUAUACUUUCAACCCCCUUUUCCUGGCAUUCAUGGCUGUCCUGCACAUCCAGCUACCCUAAGGGGAAUGUUGGCCGAGGGUAUGGAGGUGGGACAACACGAAGAAGAUGCAAUUUCUCAUCCAAGAGCUAGAAGUCCCCUGUUUCUUUGGUCCUUUGGUUUGGUUUUGAUCUGCUCUGUUCCUUCGUUUGCUAGAAUGGUACCAGGUUUGGACGGGGCCUCCUGCCAGCUAGCUGGGAAGGCAGGGUCCCUUUGUGUUGGUCCAUGCCUCUGGGCAUUGCUGUGGGGGAAUGAAGUCCUGGGAAUGUAUAAUGGAGUUGUUCUUCGCAUUGCUGUGCGCUGAAACCUGCCUUAAGCAAGCCAAGAAAUCUUCCUACCAGGGGAGCAGCACCAUGAGGAGUCAGCCCAUUCAGCCGGGCUGCUUCACACCACUUUUGUAUUGGUGGCACCUUGCUGAUGUUCCUCACCAGGGUUAGAGAGGAGGCAUGGAUCAGGAGUUGCUCCUGAUGGAGAAGUAUCUGGAGCUGAGUGGCGUUAGACCUGGCCUGCACCCUGAGCCCCCCUCUGCUGCAUAAAGCACGUAGCAGCGAGCUGGGCUUGGCUGGAGGAACACAGCGAUGCGGGCCUGGAGCCAACCUCACCCACCAUGUCAAAUGCCCCGGUAACAGCUUAAGUCAAAGUAUGAGGAUGUUCCAACACGUUUUAUGCCUUUGCUUCCCCUGGUCGCAGCUUAGGUGCAGGUUUCAGUGUAGUUAUCAAGAGUCCGAAACCACCCUCUGCAUCCAGAGACCUCCCGAAGAGCUGCCAGAAGGAGGGCUGCUGGAGAAAGGCCUUGGGCACCAGUGUGGUGGUGUCUGCAUCCCACAGCUGCCGGAAUCUGCUGGGGGAGAGGGAAAAAUGCACCAGGCAGCGUUGGUGUGGCUCCUGCUGCUUGCUGGGGGAGAGGGAGUGAGGAGUGUACGAGGAGGGGGGGGUCUGGACCCAAGAAGUUAAGGUGGUGGCCCUGCAUCGCAGUCAUUUCUCCUUCGUUCCUCAUUUUGCAUUGAGCGGGCUUGUGUUGAAAUGGGGAAAACAUCCAGACUGAAAGGAUGAUGAGCAUUGUCAGAAGCUGCUGGUUUGUUCUCUGAAUCCUUGGCUCUGCCAAUGGCCUCCUGUUGUUGGUUGCAAUGUCUAUGGGGAGAAAAGGGCACAGUGCAGUGACCCCCGGCUCUCUCCUCUCUUCCCCAGCUUUUCUGCUUUUUUUUUUUUUUUUUUUUUUUCCUAUGCCCAGGAUCGGUUUUAUUAUUUACAAGGCCCAAAGCUGGCCAAGAGCCACCCACAGCUGCUCUCUGCCAUUCCCACCUUUGCCGUUCCAGGUGCCUCUUGUCUCAGCGUCCCAGUUUCUGUCUGGGCCUAACUAGUUGCCCAGUCUGUACUCGUGUCUGUCUGCUUGACCGUCUGUCAUUCAGGACUUCCAUGUCUGCAGCCACCUGUUAGCCUCCAAGGAAUGACUUUUUUUCCUUAUGCAGCUCCUUUCCAAAAGACACAAGGCUUCACAGUACGAGCUUUGUGCGUUUAACCCUAGGGAAGCAUCCUGCAGUGGCAGAAAAUGCUCACCUCCGUGGGGUGCUGGUGCCAGAGAGCUGGCCAAGCAGCUGCUGCAUUUGCCCUUGUGUGCUGGCACACGUUCAGCUGACAGCAAAAUCUGGGCACUGCGUUAUCCAACAGGUUCAUGUCACGGACACGUCUUCAGCUCUGAGCUGAAGACGGGGCAAUGUUUUGCAGGGGAGAGAGUUCCAUCGUGAUAAGGAAAAAUGCUGAGUCUUUGGAACAAGUUACAGGGGAAAAAAUAAAACCAAACCAAAACAAAAAUACCUUUAAAUAAUCUUUCUGUUUGGUGCAUCCCACAAGAGAGGCUUAAGGCAGUGAUCUAAACUCAGACUGCAUUGAAUGUCUGGCUUUGCGCUGCUGUAGCAACAGACCGUGGUUGAAAUAUCAUUAAAUAGGAAACUUACAGCUGGAGAGAGUGAAGUGACAGCUCACAUGGGUCAAGUCUGAUCCACACCAGAAUUUCAGAGAAAAAAGAUGAGGCUCUGGAAGAGAAAAAUAAAAAAAAAACAUAAAAAUAAAAGAAAAAAAAAAAGGAAGAAGUUGUGCAUGGUGCAGUUUCCCAUGGUUUAAGAAUAGAUUUUUCUAAUCUGCUGUGGCUGCAGCUAUCACUGUGUGAGCCUCUCUUCUGUUUACAUUUAGUCAAAAAACAAAACCAAAAAAAUACUCUCAGUGCAAUUAAAUUUACUGGGAGCAGUUCACUGCUCUUAAAUCCAUCGAAACCAGCCCCCCCAUAGAUCAGGGUUCAGGACACACAAAACCAGCGGGGUCAGCCCUAGGGAGGCCAUUGAUGCUCCCCCUUAAUAAAAAAGGGGCUAAAACACCUUCCCGGGUGGUAAGGCCAAGCCCUGCUCCUGACCCAAGAGAUCUGGUGCAUCUUCUGUGCAAGGGUGAUCUCGAGCAGCCAGCACGAGGAGCACGAGGAGCUUUGAUCCCAAGAAGCUCCUGCAGAUGUGACCCUACGGGGCAGGCACCAGCCCGUGCCUGGCGCUGGGACAAUCCCCCGAGCAGCUCCUGCUCACUCCGUGCUCGAGAUGAGCACUCCUGUCUCCGUGUCCCCCUGUGUCCUCGCGAGGUGUGAGCCUCACAUGUCGAUGUCAUGGUCUCUCGUUCCUCUGCCCCCGUGAGGUCGCUACCGUGAAGUCUGCUGUUGCUCUGUCUCCUUUCCCCGUGCAUGUGUUUGUUUUGCUUUCGUCUGGGUGUGGGGGUGUUUUCCCCUUGUUUAAUUGUCUGAGGUGUACUAGUGUUGACUUGUUUGUCAUUCUCUUGCCUCUGAUCCAGUCUUCAAAAAA